This is a messenger RNA of Apis dorsata (giant honeybee), 2907 nucleotides long. Its product is annotated as protein PF14_0175-like. The transcript is spliced from 13 exons. The record is from RefSeq and is a predicted model, not a curated record. The coding region runs from base 131 to 2887 and encodes 918 amino acids. Lineage: Eukaryota; Metazoa; Arthropoda; Insecta; Hymenoptera; Apidae. Gene Ontology annotation, cellular component: extracellular region.
AAUUUAUUUUAUCUCUGUGAAAUAUACGUCAUUACAACCUAUAUAUUGAUCAACAGUUAGUCAAAAUUCUUGCAGUUUGCAUACAUACUGCAUUGCUUCAUUGGGAAAAUAUCUGCAAUAUCCUAGAAAAAUGACAAAGUGGUUGUUGCUGGUGGUGUGUCUUGGUAUAGUUUGUCAAGAUGUCACAAGCGCAGCUGUGAAUCAUCAAAGAAAAUCUUUAAAUAAUUUGGCAAAUUCGAUGAACGUGAUUUACGAAUGGAAACACAUUGAUUAUGAUUUCGGUAGCGAAGAAAGACAACAAGCUGCGAUUCAAUCUGGCGAAUUUGAUCACACAAAAAAUUAUCCUUUCGAUGUCGAUCAAUGGCAUGGUAAGAUUUUCGUCUCCAUGCUAAGAUAUAAUGGCGUACCUUCUUCUUUGAACGUGAUAUCUAAAAAGAUCGGUAAGGGUGGACCUCUUCUACAACCUUAUCCCGAUUGGUCGUUUGCUAAGUAUGACGAUUGCUCUGGAAUCGUGAGCGCUUCCCAACUUGCGAUUGACAAAUGCGACAGAUUGUGGGUUCUGGACUCAGGUCUUGUUGAUAAUACUCAAGCCAUGUGUUCUCCAAAACUGGUCACCUUUGAUCUGACUACCUCGAAACUGCUCAAGCAAGUUGAAAUACCGCAUAAUGUUGCCGUAAAUACCACCACAGGAAAUGGAAGACUAUCAUCUUUAGCUGUUCAACCUUUAAAUUGCAAUAUAAAUGGCGAUACUAUGGUGUAUAUAGCAGACGAGAAAGGUGAAGGUUUAAUCGUGUAUCAUAAUUCUGAUGAUUCCUUCCAUCGAUUGACUUCCGACACUUUCGAUUACGAUCCUAAAUUUACCAAAAUGACAAUUAAUGGAGAAAGUUUCACAAUGCAAGAUGGAAUUUCUGGAAUGGCUCUUAGUCCCUUGACUAACAAUCUCUAUUACAGUCCUGUAGCUUCUACCAGUCUGUAUUAUGUUAACACGGAACAAUUCAAAACAUCCAAUUAUCAGAAGAAUGGCGUACAUUACGAAGGAGCCCAAAAUAUUUUGGAUACCCAAUCGUCCGCUAAAGUAGUAUCGAAAAAUGGCGUUCUCUUCUUUGGACUGGUGGGCGAUUCAGCUCUUGGCUGCUGGAAUGAACAUCGAUCACUUGAAAGACAUAAUAUCCGUACCGUCGCUCAAAAUGAUGAGACACUUCAAAUGAUCGUUGGCAUGAAGAUUAAGGAAGCGCUUCCACAUGUGCCUAUAUUCAAUAGGUAUAUAAACAGUGAAUACAUAUUAGUUUUAAGUAACAGAAUGCAAAAAAUGGUGAAUAAUGACUUUAACUUCGAUGAUGUAAACUUCAGAAUUAUGAACGCAAAUGUAAACGAUUUGAUAUUGAACACUCGUUGCGAAAAUGCUAAUAAUGAUCAAACACCUUUCAAAAUUUCAAUACAUUUGAAAAAAAUGACAAAGUUGUUGUUGUUGGUGGCAUGCCUUGGCAUAGCUUGUCAAAAUAUCAGAGGCGCCGUUGUUCGAGAAAAUUCCUCGAGAAAAAACUUGGCAAAUACGUUGAACGUAAUUUACGAAUGGAAACACAUUGAUUAUGAUUUCGGUAGCGACGAAAGAAGGCAAACUGCGAUUGAAUCUGGCAAAUAUGAUCGUACGAAAAAUUAUCCUUCCGACGUCGAUCAAUGGCAUGAUAAGACUUUUGUCACUAUGUUAAGAUACAAUGGUGUGCCUUCCUCUUUGAACGUGGUAUCUGACAAAACUGGCAACGGUGGACCGCUUCUACAACCUUAUCCCGAUUGGUCAUUUGCUAAGUAUGAAGAUUGUUCUGGAAUCGUGAGCGCCCAUAAAAUUGCUAUCGACGAAUAUGAGAGAUUGUGGGUUCUGGACUCGGGUCUUGUCAAUGAUCAAUCCAUGUGCUCCCCAAAAUUGCUUGCCUUCAAUCUGAAUACUUCACAAUUGCUUAAACAAGUUGAAAUACCGCAUAAUGUUGCCGUAAAUGCCACUACAGGAAAGGGUAGAUUAGUAUCUUUAACUGUUCAUGCUAUGGAUUCUGUAAAUACUACGGUGUACAUAGCAGACAACGGAGAUGAUGCUUUAAUCGUCUACCAAAAUGCCAAUGAUUCCUUCCAUCGAUUGUCUUCCCACAAUCACAAUUCUAGAUCUGACAAAGUAUCGCAAGAAAAUCUCACUUUGCAAGAAGUAGACAACAGAGUUUCUGGAAUGGCACUUAGUCCCGUGACGAAUAAUCUUUAUUACAGUCCUCUCUCUUCUCAGAAUUUAUAUUAUGUUAACACAGAAUCAUUAAUGAAUUCGCAAAAUCAAGGAAAUGACGUGCAAUAUGAAAGAGUCCAAGACGUUUUCAACAGUCAAUUAUCCGUUAAAGCAGUAUCGAAAAAUGGCGUAGUCCUUUUCGAACUCGCGAAUAAUACUCUUGGUUGCUGGAACGAGCAUCAAUCACUUGACACACAAAAUAUCGAUGUUGUAACUCGGAAUGGGACGCUUCAAAUGAUCGUUAGUAUGAAGAUUAAGCAAAAUCCUCCACAUUCUGGCAGAAUUAAUAAUACGCAAAAAAAUGAAUAUUUGUUGGUUUUAAGCAACAGAAUGCAGAACAACAAUCUUAAUCUAAACAACAAUCUUAAUCUCAAACACAUGAACUUCCGAAUUUUGGGUACUAAUGUAAACGAUUUAAUACGGAAUAGUCGUUGUGCAAAUUCUGACAAUCAGGAUAAUAAUCAACAUAAUCGUAAUCGUAAUCAACAUAAUCGUAAUCGUAAUCGUAAUCAAGCUCGUCAUUCUUCAAAAUCUGACAAUCAAAAUAACAAUCACAAUAACAAUCAAGCUCAUCAUUCUUCAAAAUCUAAUAAUCAGAAUAACAAUCAACAUAACAAUUAAAUUCAUCAUUCUUUAAAAUC